AUGGCCGCUAAAGCUGCAUGCGCGGACGAUGUGAACAAAGUACUGGCACAUAUGGAGACAGAUGUACCAGUAGAUAAAGAACAAAGACAUCGUGUUACAUCUACAGCGUCAGUCGUAACCUCUUGUAUCCCUUGUGACUCUUGUAAAGAAGAUAACUCAUCAUUUAAGUUGCAUCGACGAGAGCAAAGAACCACGUGUGGCAAAAGUCGAAGUGAAAAAGAAGCGUUAAGAAAGCGAAUAUACCAUCAAAAGAUUAAGGAUGAGCGUAAUACACUUCGCAAGACAGUCCAUGACUUGACACUGAAGUUAGAAGAGCUCAAGCAACGUAAAGUGACAAAUAACUUUGGAUUGAAACAUACAAUAUGGCAAGGAGUGGCCGUUGAAGAGCGAGAGAAGCUAUUACGAUCAAAAGCAGAACAGAAACAACUUUUAGCAGUGGCAAAAAGCAAAGCUUCAUGUAUUAUGGAGCUCUGUAAACACGUGGCAGGUCCAGUAAGAACGGAAAUUUCACUCCAUGGGUCGAUUGCUAGUAAGAGUACAAACGUUGUGAAUCUUCCAGCCAUUCCACCGUUUGAUUAUACAAUGUUUCGGGGUCAUUUACGACGGGUACAUGAAGAAUAUACCCAGACAGAUUCUGUCCUGAACUUUGAAGACAUGGCUGAUGGCGUUGUUACAAUUUGCAAACGACGUGAUAGUGACAAUGAAAUUGAAUAUUUUGAACGUAGACAAAAGUUUUCCGAGCCUUUUAGUUAUGCUCGCACACAGCAAACGAUGUGGAAAUUGGGAAAACUCUAUCAUCGACAACAAAAUCGAGAGGAUUUUGGAGAAGUAGCAGGAUCUGAUGAUAUUAGUGUCAUUCGAUAUCGUGUUCUCCGGACAUUACCAACAGGAUUGACCGUCUCAAUUAUUAAACGGUAUGUUGCGCGCCGGUUUGUGGAAAACAAACGUACUGUAUAUGUCUGGAAAACACAUUCAGAAGGAGAAGGAGUCUUUUGUGGUAUGCACUCGGAUGAGACUGGAUGGAUUCGAAUUCAGCCUGGAGUGGAUGAAAAUGUGACGGAUGUCUUAAGUUGUGUUCGUCAAGUACCAUUACAGUUUGGAAUCUCGACAUUUCAAGUCAAAGAUUUUCAUGAUCUCUUGCAAAGCUCUGUCCAUGAAGACAUGACAGAGAUACUAAAUUCGCUGAAUAAAGAGUUGUUGGAAGAUACGCUCGCUGGUAUAGACAUUUGA
Messenger RNA from Plasmopara halstedii, 1230 nucleotides. RefSeq lists its product as uncharacterized. The coding region runs from base 1 to 1230 and encodes 409 amino acids. The record is from RefSeq and is a predicted model, not a curated record. NCBI's taxonomy places the organism in Eukaryota, Oomycota, Peronosporomycetes, Peronosporales, Peronosporaceae. The transcript has a single exon.